This is a messenger RNA of Schistosoma mattheei, 2616 nucleotides long. The record is from the annotation of a GenBank genome assembly. Lineage: Eukaryota; Metazoa; Platyhelminthes; Trematoda; Strigeidida; Schistosomatidae.
AUGAUGGCUGGUUCACGUAGAGGAUUAGUAGCUCCACAAAAUAUAUUUCUUGAAACUGUUUUAAGACGAUUUAGUACACCACAAACUGGAUUAUUAAUUGCCAAUGCUAGAAUAGUUGAUCAUCCAAUAAUAUAUGUCAAUGAAAGUUUUACUAAAAUGACAAAUUAUACAAGUCGUGAAAUGAUGCAUCAAAAUGCUAUAUGUCGUCAAUUACAUGGUAAAAGAACAUCAAUUAAUUCAAUAGAAAGAUUGAAAAAUGCAUUAGAUGAAGGUUAUUUUGAUCAAGUUGAAAUUACUUUAUAUAAAAAGAAUCGUUCAAUGAUUUGGGUUAUUAUGUGUGUGGCUCCAGUUGAAAAUGAUAAACAUGAAAUACCUCUAUAUCUUAUUUUAUUUUAUGAUAUAUCACCACUCAGACAACCACUGGACGACGAGACACUUAGUGGAAGUUUUAGUAAAUUUGCCAAGUUGGCACGUUCAGUGGCUCGUAAUAAAACUGUGUUAUCACAAGUUGAACUAGACGACUCAUUGGUUGCUGUUGCUCCCAUUCAAAGCAACAGUAUACCAAAAUACCGUCAGGAGUCACCAAAAACACCUCCACAUGUUGUAUUACAUUAUUUAACAUUUAAAACUGCCUGGGAUUGGAUAAUAUUUUUAUUAACUGGUUAUACAUGUAUUAUUAUUCCGUAUAGUGUUGCAUUCGGUCAUGAUACAUUAUCAGAAGAAUCAAUAUACUUUGCUGUUGAACAUAUAGUUGAUAUAAUAUUCUUCAUUGAUAUUGUUUUAAAUUUCCAUACAACUUUUGUUGGCUCAUCUGGUGCGGUUAUUUCAGAUCCAGUAUUGAUACGUUUGAAUUACUUAAAAGGUUGGUUUAUAGUUGAUUUAAUCUCUUCGCUACCAUUUGGAAUUCUAGCAGUAUUUAGUGAUCAUACAACAUUAGUCAAUUUGUCCAGUAUAUUAAAACUGGCACGUUUAUUACGAUUAUGUCGAGUAUUGAGAAAAUUAGACCAAUAUUUGGAAUAUGUGGCGUCAAUUUUAUUAAUUAUGCUAUUCUGUUUUAUACUAUUAGCUCAUUGGUUAGCCUGUGUCUGGUAUUUAAUUGGAAUGCAUGAUUUAAAAGAUAAAAUUUAUCAUGGUUGGAUAAUACAUUUAAUGAAUGAAACAACUGGUCCGAAAAAUUGGUCUAAUACAUCAUUAGAGGAAUAUUUACCAUCACAAUCUAUGCUAUACAUGACAUCAUUUUAUUUUACUUUAUCUGUGAUAACUAGUAUAGGAUUUGGAAAUGUUGCAGCGAAUACAAUAUCAGAAAAAGUUGUUUCUAUUAUUUUUAUGCUAAUUGGAGCACUUGUUUAUGCUACAAUAUUUGGUAAUGUGGCGACUAUUUUACAACAAACACAUGCAACUCGUGCAAGACUUAGACAAUUAAUGUCUAGCGUGAAAGAUUUUUUACGAAUUCAUGAAGUACCUAAAGAAUUAGCUGAAAGAGUUAUUGAUUACGUAACAUCAAGUUGGUCGAUUACAAAAGGUGUAGAUACACAAACAGUAUUGAGUCACUGUCCAAAAGAUAUGAAAGCUGAUUUAUGUGUUCAUCUUUAUCGUGCUGUAUUUAGUGAGCAUCCAGCUUUUCGACUAGCCAGUGAAAGUUGUCUUAGAGCUUUAGCUGUUUCAUUUACAGUUCAACAUAAUGCUCCUGGUGAUCUAAUCUUUCAUCAAGGUGAAAGUAUUGAUCAGUUAUGCUUUGUAGUAUCUGGAUCUUUAGAAGUAAUACAAGAUGAUGAAAUAGUAGCUAUCCUGUCAAAAGGUGAUAUAUUUGGUCAACCUAUAUUUAAGGAUACAGAUGUUGGUCAAAGUGCAGCAAGUGUACGGGCUUUAACAUACUGUGAUUUACAAUGUAUUAAACGGGAUAAACUUAUAGAUAUUUUAAAAUUUUAUUCACAAUUUGCAGUUUCAUUCUCUCGGACACUUGUACUCAGUUAUAACUUGCGUAAUCGUUUAAUAUUUCGCAAAAUAUCUGAUGUUCGAAGAGAACAAGAAUUAAAUGAAUUAAGACGAAGUCAGCCUCCAAUAUCAAGUUUAGCACCAGACCAUCCGUGGAAAAACAAGUGGAAAUCAAAUGAUACAUCGUUGAGUGCUACAAAUCCUAUACCAGAAACUACAUCAUCAGAAUGUGUUCCAAGUUUAACAAAGCCAAAAUUAAGUUGGAGUCGACUUCUUGACGUACCUAAAACAACAUUAUCAACACAAACCACAAUAAAAAUAACAACUACAACUACAACGGCAACAACAACAACACUAACAACCAAUACUCAUCAAUCUAUUACAAUAAAUAAUGAAACUAUAAAACAAACAAAACAACAUGAUGAUAAAAUUCAAUUAUCAACUAAAUAUUCUAAUGCAUUCAUUAUAAAUAAAUUAAAUAAUCAAGAUAUCAUUGAAGGUGAACAAGAAAAAUUUCAUAAAACUAUUAUGCAACAUAUUGAAUUAUUAAGGAAUAAUUUUUUAACAAAUAUACGUACUUUAUCAAGUCGAAUAGAUUUAAUUGAUCAAAGAAUAACACGUAUAACACAAUUUAUUAAUCAUCAUAAUAAUAAUAAUAAUCAAGAAAUGAAAGGUUUGUAA